This is a messenger RNA of Dibothriocephalus latus, 422 nucleotides long. The record is from the annotation of a GenBank genome assembly. Lineage: Eukaryota; Metazoa; Platyhelminthes; Cestoda; Diphyllobothriidea; Diphyllobothriidae.
AUAAAGCAAUGCUUGCCGAGCGCAGUAAAGAGGAGAAUCACUCCGCGGGAAAUCAGGUGCCCCACUCGAUCAGCUCACUCAUCCACAAACCGAAUGAUGAGAAUGUGCUGUCAACCUACUACCUCUACGGCGAACCCCUGGUCUGCCUGAACCUGCACGGCGAGGAGCGGCUCUGUCUGGCCCAGAUCUCGGGUCUGCUGCUGCGAGACUUCUCCUACAACGAGAUCCACAAUCGGCGUGUGGCACUGGGUAUCACCUGUGUACAAUGCACCUCGCGUCAGCUGGAACUCCUACGACGGGUCGGUGCCAUGCCGAGUUCCUCACGCCGCUGCGGUACCAUCACAAAACGCGAGGCCCAACGUCUGGUGGAGUCCUUCCUGCAGGAGCUACCACCACCAAAGUUGCCGGAGAACUUUGCAUUC